UAUAAAAGUGAAAUUAGCACACCAUUAUAUAACGAUGAAAAUAUAUUUCCUACAAAACUUACUAUUAAGGUAGAUUAUAAUAUUUUACACUCGUCAUCCAAAGUAUACACAUUGCCGUUACAUAUAGGAUAUGAAAUAUCACAAGAUCAUAAAUAUGAAGUUCAGUCUAUGUAUAAUGACUGUAAACGUUUUCAUAAAAUUUAUUUUUCUAUAAAACUAGAUCAGUUAUAUAUGUCCAACGAAUUAAGAAAAAUAUAUAAUGAUAAAAGUUAUGAAUUCAUAUUUUAUUGUAAUUGUUAUAUGGAUGAUAAGGUACAUGCUUAUUUUAAUGUUUAUCCCAUAUAUAAAAAUGUCAUUUUAAAAAAUUUAAGAAACAACCCUAAACUUUUAAAUUGA
Plasmodium gaboni is the source of this 396-nucleotide messenger RNA. RefSeq lists its product as hypothetical. The record is from RefSeq and is a predicted model, not a curated record. The annotation marks the transcript as partial. NCBI's taxonomy places the organism in Eukaryota, Apicomplexa, Aconoidasida, Haemosporida, Plasmodiidae. The transcript is spliced from 2 exons.